Messenger RNA from Sinocyclocheilus grahami, 1803 nucleotides. RefSeq names its product DENN domain-containing protein 5B-like. Lineage: Eukaryota; Metazoa; Chordata; Actinopteri; Cypriniformes; Cyprinidae. The coding region runs from base 18 to 395 and encodes 125 amino acids. Gene Ontology annotation, molecular function: small GTPase binding; guanyl-nucleotide exchange factor activity. The record is from RefSeq and is a predicted model, not a curated record. The transcript is spliced from 2 exons.
AGUAUAAUGGAGUUCCUAUGUCUGUGUGUUUUACAGAGAGAACAGUAGCAUUUAUGGAGAAUGCAGAUCAGAUUGGAGACCUGCAAGAAACACCAGAGCCUCUAGGUUUGAAUUGUGAAUCUUUCUGUCGAUACGUCAACGCCAUUAACAAUAUGCCACGCAACAUUGGCAAGGAUGGCAAGUUCCAGCUGCUAGUUUGUCUCGGGGCGAGAGACCGACUGUUGCCGCAGUGGCUCCCUCUACUGGCCGAAUGCCCCAUCAUCACACGCAUGUAUGAGGAGAACGCGUUACUGCGAGACAAACUCACAGUCAGCUCUCUCAUCGCAGUUCUGGAAACGCUCCAUGACUUCCCCAUCACACUGGAGAGCUCUCUAACUAAAAGCGUUGAGCUGUAACUCCACAUGCUGAGGUCAAAUUCAGACUGCUCCCCUUCUCUGCUGCCACCCCCAGGGCCAAAGCGGCUCUACAAAUACUCUGCCUUGUGUGUUCUCUGACCAGGGAAGGACUGAGGACUUAUCGAAGCAUCUCAAACGACUGCUCCCCCAAAGAAAUGAACUCAGAAGUGUGUUUUGUAGCAGUAUUUGGAGUUGUGCUCUUUCUAAUUGAAAGCGUUGAUGGAUUUUUUUGAGUAGACAAACUGUUUUCCUGUGGAUUUUGCUUUCAAACAUGUGGUCAUUUCCUCGCACAUCUGUCUGCGAGUCGAAUCCGCUAACGUUUCUGCUUCAGAUCAUGUGCAGUGCUUUAGAAAGCACUGUUUUUUGCAAAGUAUGUCAGGAUACAGAGGAGCCUUAGUACUGAUAGAUUACACGUUCAAUAACCAUCAUUUGACAGGCAAAAAACUAUUAUACUUGAGGAAUUCAGGCAUGAAGUGUUUAUAAUGACUUGAAUUUUAUGUUUGGGUGUUUAAAACGAUGCUAUCGGUGUUCUGAUUGGCUGUUAGUUUGGAAAAGAGAUUCUUGAUAUUGGAUAGUCUGAAAUUGAAGAUGUCAAUUUGAAACAUUCUCCUGGUUAAAAGCCUGUCAAAUGAAUUUUCAGAGAAAAAGGACAUUCCAACAAGAUGUGAAUGUUGUAUGUUACAAAGAUAUGUUUAUAUGCGUGAUAGGAAUGUGCGUGUGUGUGGGGCUUAACAUUUGGGAAGAUGUUUAUUUUGCCAAUGAGUAUUAACUUCAUUCUUAGAUACUUCAGCAUCAUGUUUGAGUUUUUUAUUUUUAAGAAAGAAACACUGGAAAUCAUCGUAAAGCAAUAACAAGCCUGUUUCAGAUAGUUUUUUUGUUAUUAAACUUAGUCACAGUUAAAAUCUCUCAAAUAUGAAUUAUUACAAUUGUGGGGUGCUUUAAAUAUAAAGUUGUAAACCCUAGUAUUUACCACUAAUUGAAGGUCUAAAUGCAGCAAUUAUUUUGUAAAUCCAUGUUUGAUUACUGCAGUACUUGCACAUUACUUAGAAAUGAAUAAGUAUUGUCCUUAAACCACCCUUUAUGUUUGUUCUUUUAUGCAUCAGUUUUAAUCCGGAAUCCCUGCUGAGAGAAAUCAAGUAGUAAUUACAUAUAAAUUACAAAUGCUAUAGGAUGAAUAACAGCUUUGAAUCUCUUCAUUUUACUUAAGUUUAGGUUUUUAAGACUCUCAGCAUUUAAUCUAAGAGCUGUGUAGCACGUCGACCUGUUUAUUUUCUUUCUUUCUUUUUAUAAUGACUCCGAUCAUUUGUAUGUAUUUAUUUUCGAAUGAUGCUUUUGUGACACUGGUUGAUUUUGGAUUGACGCAAUCUUGGGGUGAUUUAUGCAGUAUGCUGACACUGUAUCAUUUAUU